AUGGUUCACUUCCUGCACCUGGACCUGCCGCCCCGGACCCUGGCCUCUCCGGGCGCGCGGGAGGACGCGCCGGGCCGCUGCGUGGUGCAGGAGGAGGCAUCUCCUUACUCUUUGGUCAACAUCUGCCUGAAUGUCCCGGUCACCAACCUGGAGAAGCUGUGUUCGGGAAGAGCCGACGGAACCCUGUGCCUUCCUGAGCAUUGGCGGUUCCCUCCGGAACUAGCUGACCGGUUCCUGGGGGUGAUGACCUGGCAAGGCAAGUUGACUGAUAGAACAGCGAGCAUUUUUCGAGGCAACCAAAUGAAACUGAGGCGGGUCGAUAUUAAAAUAGCUAAAAUCUCUACAGCUGCAUUCGUGAAAGCUUUCUGCCAUCACAGACUCAUCGAGCUGGAUGCUUCUGCCGUGGACCCUGCCCUGCCGAUAUCAGACAUCCUACACGGGCUCUGCAGCAGCAGCUGGCUCCAGCGAAACUUCCGGCGUCUGCUAUUGGACUCAGCCAGCGUCCAUCCCGAUUCAAGACUGCUGUCAUUGGGCCAGCUCACGGGCCUUCGAGCUUUAAGUGUUUGCAAUGUCCAUUUUCAUAGAGAAGACCUGGCUAAUGUUUCUCAGUUGCCCAAACUGGGAAGCUUGGAUAUCUCCAAUACUCUGGUCACUGACCUCUCUGCACUCCUCAUCUGCAAGGAUCGACUCAAAUCUCUCACAAUGCACUAUCUGAAAUGUCUAACCAUGACCACGCCCCAGAUUCUCGCAGUCAUUAAAGAACUUACAUGCCUGUUUCACCUUGAUAUUUCGAAUCACAGGCAACCCCCGUCAGAUCUAGCUUUUCAUUUGCUGCAGCAGCAGGACAUUCUACCUAACCUUGUGUCGCUGGACAUUUCGGGGGGCAGCGCCAUCACCGAUGGAGCCGUGGAGCUGUUCGUCCGGCAGCGGCCUGCGAUGCGGUUUGUGGGGCUGUUGGCUACAGAUGCUGGUUAUUCCCACUUCUUUACUACACAGCACGGCUUGAGGGUUGCUGGAGGAGCCAAUGUGAUGCAGAUUUCAGAAGCGAUGAGCCAGUACAGGAACAGGUCAUGUUUUAUGAAGGAAGCCCUCUUCAGACUUUUUAGAGAGACCUUUUCAACGAAGGUAACCAUGCCUGCUCUUUUAAAACUUGUGGCCGUAGGAAUGAGGAACCAUCCCUUGGAUUUCCCAGUGCAGUUCACGGCCAGUGCUUGCGCCCUCAACUUAACACGCCAGGGCGUGGCCAGGGGAAUGCCUGUUCAUCUGUUGUCAGAGGUCACCUGUCUACUUUUCAAGGCCUUGAAAAACUUCCCUCAUUACUAGCAGCUGAAGAACAACUGCCCUAUAAAAGGUCUUAUAAGCUUUAUUGUGAGAAAAUUGCUGCUUUUCAGGCUUGAUGCUGCCAAAUUGGUUAUGAGAUGGCUCUGUAAGCAUGAACACCCCAAGAGGCAAACAGUGGCCAUGAGCAUCACCUGCGUGCUAGCCUUGCAGCUCUCACGUGAGCAAACUGCACAGCUUCAAGAAGAGCUCCUCAGGGCAGUGAAGGAACUUCUAACAAUAGUAAAACGAAAGACUACUGAGAAGUUAAAUGAUAUCACCCUCUUGGUUGCUUUGAAAGCACUUUGGAAUCUUACAGAUGAAUCUCCAAUUGCCUGCAAGUACUUUAUGGAAAAUCAAGGAUUGGCAAUCUUCAUUCAAGUUUUGGAGGCUUUUUCAGGAUCAGCAAUACAAAGCAAGGUCCUUGGACUUCUGAACAACGUGGCUGAAGUCCGAGAACUGUCCUCCGCGCUGGUGACCAGAGACGUGGUGAAGCACGUCAGCGCCCUGCUCACAGCUGCUGGCGUCAUAGCCCGCCUGUGCCCUGACACACAGCCCUGGGUGUCCCGUGACCUUCCGAGGAGCAUGCUUCUCCGGGACCUGUAUAGAACCAUCCAGAAUUGGCCAAGUUCAAGUUGUAAGACGACAUCAUUGGUGACCUACAGAUCCUUCAAGGCAUUUUUCCCUCUCCUUGGCGACUUCUCUCAGCCAGAGGGUCAGCUCUGGGCACUGUGGGCUAUGCAUCAUGUCUGCAGUAGAGACCCUGGCAAGUACUGCACAAUGUUAGCUGGAGAAGGAGGAAUGCAGCUUUUGUGUGACGUCCAGGAGCACAGUGAGGCAGACCCCCCAGCACGGCGGAUUGCAGCCUCCAUCCUUGAGGACUUCAGAAUGCACUUCAUGAAUCAGCAGAGACGCCCUUUGUGUUAAAUGCCCCUUUUAACCGAAGGGCCUGGAGGUGCUCUGUUCCUCAAGGGCAGGCAGAGCUUCACGGCAGCCACUGAAUGA
Pipistrellus kuhlii (Kuhl's pipistrelle) is the source of this 2322-nucleotide messenger RNA. Its product is annotated as protein zyg-11 homolog A-like. Gene Ontology annotation, cellular component: Cul2-RING ubiquitin ligase complex. The record is from RefSeq and is a predicted model, not a curated record. NCBI's taxonomy places the organism in Eukaryota, Metazoa, Chordata, Mammalia, Chiroptera, Vespertilionidae.